AAACUACACAUAUUGCCACACACGUUUAAUCAAAGUCUUUGUUCAACUCAACAUCGUUCAAAACAAACAACGCCACAUGCUUUGUUCAAACUCCCCCAAUCUCAAGAACCAUGGACAUCUCUCUCAACACAACAACACUCCGAUUUGGAUCACAAAACCAUAAUCCACUCAAUCACUAUCAUCAUAGUCCAAUAUCCAUUUCAAUCAAACACACUGCAAAAACAACACUGAGAUUGAACGCAAAGAAAAAGUCAACGAUUGAAGGUAUUAGUGACGAGUUGAAUUCCAUAGCUUCUCUUAACCUUGAUUUUGCACCUUCUCGUAGACAUGUUCGAGAAGCCUUCACUCAUGUGCAACACCAACUAGACCAUUUCUUAUUCAAGACUGCACCUGCUGGAAUCAGAACUCAAGAAUGGUAUGAAAAAAAUUCAAGGGGAUUGGAGAUUUUCUGCAAAAGUUGGAUGCCAGAACACGGUGUUCCAAUCAAGGGAGCUUUGUUUUUCUGUCAUGGAUAUGGCAGUACUUGCACUUUCUUCUUUGAAGGUAUUGCAAGGCGAAUUGCUGCUUCUGGAUUUGGUGUUUAUGCAAUGGACUUUGAGGGUUUCGGUUUAUCCGAAGGAUUACAUGGUUAUGUACCGAGUUUCGAUGAUUUGGUUGAUGAUGUUAUAGAAUACUCUACAAAAAUUAAAGCAAGACCUGAGGUGAGAGAUUUGCCGCGAUUUAUAUUCGGGCAGUCGAUGGGUGGAGCAAUUGCUCUUAAAGCUCAUUUGAAGCAACCUAAUGAUUGGGAUGGAGUCAUCCUUGUAGCACCAAUGUGUAAGAUUUCAGAAGGCAUGAUACCAUCAACUACAAUUUUGAAUGUGUUAACUCUUUUAUCUAAAAUGAUGCCAAAGGCAAAACUAUUCCCUUACAAGGAUCUAACCGAGCUGAUUAUUCGAGAACCCGGCAAAAGAAAAUUUGCCGGUUACAAUGUUGUUUCUUACGAUGAUAAAACGCGAUUAAGAACCGGAAUGGAACUCUUGAGUGCUACACAAGAUAUUGAAUCACAGUUAGAGAAGGUUUCGGCUCCAUUAUUGAUUCUUCAUGGAGCAGAAGAUAAGGUGACAGAUCCAUUGGUGAGCCAAUUUCUUUAUGAGAAAGCUUGUAGCAAAGAUAAGACUCUAAAGAUAUAUGAAGGAGGUUACCAUGGUAUUUUGGAAGGUGAACCUGAUGAAAGGAUUUCUUCUGUUCAUAAUGACAUUAUCUCAUGGCUUGAGUUUAGGUGUUCUAGAUGAUUGAGGUUGAUGAAAUGUAUAUGAGGAAUUUUAUUAAUGGUAGUUAGUUACACUUAUGACUUUUAACUUUCAACUGUAUACAUGUCAUGAUCUAAGAUGAAACUGAAAAAUAAUAGACAUUAGUGUAAGUGAUUUAGUGAGUUUGAGAGUCUAUUUCGAGUGUUUAAGUUUUUGGUCUUGAAACUCAAUUUUAAAAUUAAAAUCUUUUCGGCAAAAAUUAUUAUGAAUUACACCAUUGAUGCUUGACCAGGGAAGGAUUUCUUGGAUGAAGGAUUUGUUUCCUCCUUUCUUUUUUGUGCUUGCGAGUUUGGAUAGGACAUCUGCCUGAAUGUUGUGUUCGCGGGGGAUGUGCUUUACUUCGAUGGACGCGAACUUCAUUAUCUUUUCUUUUACCAAGGCCAAGUAUUCUGAGAUAUUAUUGUUUUUAACCUGGUAUUCUCCUCGGACCUGGAGGGCGACGAGUUGAGAAUCUCUGCAGAUUUCGACCUCCUCAGCCCCUAGGUCCUCGGCCAGCCGUAGGCCCAGGAGAAAGGCUUUGUACUCCGCCUGAUUGUUAGAGGUUGGGAAAUACAAGGUGAGAGAUAUUUCGACCAAGAUCCCUUCCUUGUUUUCCAUGAUGAUGCCUGCUCCUCUCCCCGUGGAGUUAGAGGCUCCGUCCAUGAAGAUGGUCCAUUGGUGUGCCCCUCGGAUCAGGGAGGCCGGUAAGGUAAUUUUGGCCACAAAGUCAGCCAAUAAUUAGGCUUUUAGGGCCUUCCUUCUAUCGUAUUUGAUGU
Molecule: messenger RNA, 2047 nt
Organism: Vicia villosa (hairy vetch)
Lineage: Eukaryota; Viridiplantae; Streptophyta; Magnoliopsida; Fabales; Fabaceae
Product: caffeoylshikimate esterase-like
Exons: 8
Coding region: 111-1274 (387 amino acids)
Cellular component (GO): membrane
Molecular function (GO): lipase activity
Source: RefSeq, a predicted model, not a curated record